Closterium sp. NIES-65 is the source of this 372-nucleotide messenger RNA. Lineage: Eukaryota; Viridiplantae; Streptophyta; Zygnematophyceae; Desmidiales; Closteriaceae. The record is from the annotation of a GenBank genome assembly.
AUGCAGAAAAUUCUUGGCUUUAAGAGUGGAGAUGGCCAAGCAGCUUGCUGUGAAGGAAGGGCUGCUAGUAGGGGCUGGGCGGUGAUGCUGGGUGGUGGCUGGGCGGUGCUGGGUGGUGCUGGUCGGUGGUGCCGGGUGGUGGGUGGUGCUGGGCGGUUCUGGGUGGUGCUGGGCGGUGGUGCUGGGUGGUGGGUGCUGACGGGCAUUUCCUCUGGUGCAGCAGUGGUGGCAGCCAUUGAAGUUGCCAAGAGACCUGAGAAUGCCGGCAAGCUUGUCGUGGUGGUUCUGCCCAGCUUCGGAGAGCGAUACCUGUCUUCUGUUCUUUUCUCUGACAUCAGAACCAAGGCCGAGGCAAUGACCCCCGAGGUGUAA